Herpailurus yagouaroundi (jaguarundi) is the source of this 4150-nucleotide messenger RNA. It is a transcript of the gene DNTTIP2, whose product is annotated as deoxynucleotidyltransferase terminal interacting protein 2. Gene Ontology annotation, biological process: RNA processing. NCBI's taxonomy places the organism in Eukaryota, Metazoa, Chordata, Mammalia, Carnivora, Felidae. The transcript is spliced from 7 exons. Bases 59 to 2374 code for a protein of 771 amino acids. The record is from RefSeq and is a predicted model, not a curated record. Gene Ontology annotation, cellular component: nucleolus. Gene Ontology annotation, molecular function: RNA binding.
GUCGCUUCUUUGACGCACUUCCGGGGCGCCGGAACCGAGGUGGCCGCGAGCAGGGAAGAUGGUGGUAACCAGGUCCGGACGGCCUCAGGCCACGAUCCAAGCCACGUUGGCUGAAAACUCCCAGCAGAAGAAUUCUGCUAAAAGAAUUCAGGCACAUCCAAAAAGCAGGAAAGAAUCUCCACCUGUUGACCCAACUACUGCUGAAUCACAAACCACUAGGAAACAAAGUCCAGUCCCUAGAACUCCUAAAAGCAGAAAGAGGAAGAGUGGAACUACAGUCUCAUUACCAGAGAUAAACAAGCCGUAUGCUGAUGGAGAGACCUCUGAGGUAGAGUCAGAUUGUUCUUCUGUGUCUGAGCUCCAGGAUCCCAUCUUAAGAGUAACUAGGAGACGGCAGAUCUUGGUUGCAUGCACCCCGGUGUCUAGUGUUAGGAAAAGGCUGAAAAUAACUCCAAUAAAUCAGUCUCAUGCUGAAGAAGACGAUGACUCUGAAGCUGAAUCACAUGUCUCAGGUAUUUCUAGAAUUGUGCCGCCCACAUUAAUAACUACAAGAACUAGAAGAAGUAAGGCUAAAUCCCUAAGUGAGCCAAACCAAGAAUUAUAUGCAGAAAUUAUUUCUGAUGCUGAAUCAUCAUACUCAGACAUUUCUUCAUUUUCUGAAGUUACAACUAUGAGGACAACAAGAAGUAUGCAGAAGAAAUUACAGUCACAAACUGAGGAGAAAUAUACUAACGUUGUACCAGAAACUGAAAAGCAGAUCAUAAAUUUGCCAACGAAUUCAGAGGAUUCAGAUACCAGACAAACAGCUUGUUUACUUGCAAGAUCUCUUUCUCAGAUAAAUAAGCCAAAUUUCUAUAGUAAUGAAACUUAUAAUGACUUUGAUGAUUCCUUCCACAGAAAUUCAGGGGGAAAAAAAGCAGUGCAAAAACGUCAACAUUCUAAUCUAAGAGAGGAAAAACAGGCCAGUGUUGUACCUCUCAAAGAAGUAACAAAACAGAAUUGUAAGAAUUUAGAUGAAGAAUCCAAAGGAAUGGUAGAGGAGGAGAAAGAAAGAAAUGAGAAAAAUUCUCAGUUGGAGAGCCUUUCUGAACCUCAGGACACUGACAUUCAGCAGUUAGUUUCUCAGAGGCAGUCAACCCCCCAAAAUAACAAAACUACAUCAGAGUCCUCACGUGUGAACUGUCAGGCUAUAAUGAAAUCGUUAGCUCAGACAUUUGCAGUGGUAGAAGUGGACAGAUGGAAUGAAGAGAGAAAGAACACCAAAAAAACAAGUGACCUGACAGAAUUUGGUGGUGGUAGUGAUGAAGAAGAGUACACGGUCAAAGGUAUCUGUGAAGACAUGAAUGACAAAAGGGGUAUAGAUUUUGAGAGCGAAACCAAACUGUUCAAGUCUGAGCUCAACACAUCUCUGGAUAAAGGUGAUUCUGUUUUAUUAGUGCUCAGCAGUGAUGAGAGCCAGCAGUCUGAAAACAGUGAGAACGAAGAGGACACUGUGUGUUUUGUUGAAAAUAAUGGUCAAAAGGAGUCAUUAAAUGGAGACUCAGAAAAUAUGUCUUGUGACAACCCAUUGUUUGUAAUCGACACAACUCCUGGACUGAGUACUGAUAAACAUUUUUACCUGGAUGAGGGAGACAAGGCAAGUGAGGUUGCCACUGAGGAAGAAGAGGGGGAAGAAGAUGAAAAAAGUGAAGAACCAUCAGACCUUGACAGAAAUAAAGAUGAUGACUUUAGUGAUGAAGACGACUUACUAAAUAGCACAAAGUCUAAACUUCUGAAGUUGACAAGCAGCAGCAUAGACCCUGGUAUGAGUAUCAAGCAGUUGGGUGGUUUGUAUAUUAAUUUCAAUGCAGACAAACUACAGUCAAAUAAGAGAACCCUAACACAGAUCAAGGAGAAAAAGAAAGACAUGCUUUUGCAGAAAACCAUCAUUACUCCUGAUUUUGAAAAAAACUACUGUGUCCCACCAUAUAGUGAAUCAAAGUAUCAACUUCAGAAAAAACGCAGAAAAGAACGACAAAAAUCAGCGGGUGAUGGCUGGUUUGGUAUGAAAGCUCCAGAAUUGACAGAUGAACUUAAAAAUGAUCUCAAAGCACUGAAGAUGAGAGCUAGCAUGGACCCAAAAAGGUUUUACAAGAAAAAUGAUAGGGAUGGCUUCCCCAAGUACUUCCAGAUUGGAACCAUUGUUGACAAUCCAGCUGACUUCUACCAUUCCCGAAUUCCCAAAAAACAAAGGAAGAGAACUAUUGUGGAAGAACUGCUGGCUGAUUCUGAGUUCAGAAGAUAUAACCGAAGGAAGUACUCAGAGAUCAUGGCUGAAAAAGCAGCAAAUGCAGCAGGAAAGAAGUUUCGAAAGAAGAAGAAAUUUCGCAAUUGAGAUUCACUGAGCAAGCCACGUAUUUUACAUCUCUUUGUUUACUCAAGAUGUUUUUGAGAACUAACACCAUCACACAAAUUAAUAUAGACUGGCCCUGUCUGAAAGAAGUUGACUUGAGGGAGAAUCAAUCACAUACCCCUUGGGAUAAAAACAAGCGUGUCUACAAAAGACCCACCCAUCCUUAGACCCUUUGAGGGAGAAAAAGGAAAACAUCAACCAUUUUAAGAUGAUUAACAUUUUUGUAAAGUUUUCGACACUUAGUUAUUUAAAGAAAAUUGAAUUAAAAAACAUUUAGAAAGUAUAAAGUUUGUUAACAUAUACAAAAAACUUUAAAAUUCUAUAAUAAAGCUAAACAAUACCAUGAUUCACAUGUAGGGGUGUGUGUGUGUGUGUGUGUGUGUGUGUGUGUGUGUGUGUGUGUGUGUAGACAGGAAAUGCCCAUUUCCAAGUUUAGCUCCAGAAAAUUGGUGAAGCUACAGUUGUUUCAAGUAUAAAAGUCAUAGUUGGAACCAAAGUAUUUUUGGAGCAGUAUGACUGAAAAGCUAAAUGAAAUUAUAAAAAAGUCUUAAAAAGGUAACAAAGACUUCCGAGAAAGUUUGGGUUAAAGGUAGAAGACACAGGAGAACUGUUUUCUUUCCCUAGCAACUAAAACGGGAGGAAAGAUUAAUUUUAUCUAGAUUGAGUGUUGUGUUUCAGGUGAACUAGGAUUAAAUCAGUAUAAUUUUAAUUUGGCCAGGAAUAAUUUUAAAGUGGUUGGAUUUAUCUCCUUCUCCAAUGGCAGAAGUAUGCAUCCUGACUAACCUACUUGUGGUACCCAAGGCGUGUUGGCCAUUUCUUAUAAUGCUUCUUCAUGGGUUCUUCCCUUUAAUGUCAUCAUUUAUGGAACCUCUGUUUUUCCAGCAAACUGCUUCCUUGGGAUUUCAGUAAAUAUAAAAUCUCGUAUUUUGUGUUUAUUGCUUGGGAUCAUAACCAACCUAGUAUUAGAACUGACAGUGGCAUUCAUAGGUGGAGUUAGGCAAGUAUCUGCAUCUGUUCUCUUUUACAGAAAAAUUUUUAUUCCAAGAAUAUUAAGUUUUGCCUCCCACUGGGUAAAACAAGGACCCCACUAUGAGAGCACUGAAUAAUCAAAACAAGAAGUAAGUUAGUUUACCCUUCACAGAUUCUUCCAGAAGGAGUCGCUGUUCUCAGAACAUUACUUCAACUCAUGCAUGCUACUAUGCUGUAAGAAGACUCAAAAUUGUUAUAAUCAUUCAGUAUGAUGUCUCUGUGCACAGAGGGUUGAGGACUUACCCAGCUUUUCUCAGGGUCAUGGUGUAUAUCAACUUCUUAUCUACUGUAUGAUUUUUGUUAUGGUUUCUGACUCAUGAAUGCCAUGAUGGAUUGAAUAUUUGGUAUUUGAAAACUGCAGCUAUGACAAAUAUUUGUGAUGUCCAGUGCAUAUUACAAGGAAAACAAGAUUAGUGACCUCUGAUCUUUGCCACACAAAAAAAGCAUUCGAGCUCUCUAGGUUAGGAGGCAGUGGUGAGGAAAGAGAAUUGAGCCUAAGUGCCAAGUCCAGCUCAGUCAGUCCGUAAGCCACCAUAGAGGUGUUCUGAGGGUUUACUUUUAGUUACAUUUUAACAUGCUCUCUUUUGUUCUGUCCCCAUGGAUUCAUUUUUAAUAUUACUUCAUUAUAUAUAUUUUUGUGGAGCCACUUAAAUAACUUGGAACAAAAAGAAGAGUUUUUAACAAUUGACAAAACUUAUUCAGUGGAAUAAACAAUUCAACUAAAAAUCA